Drosophila biarmipes is the source of this 8304-nucleotide messenger RNA. It is a transcript of the gene ndl, whose product is annotated as serine protease nudel. Gene Ontology annotation, molecular function: protein binding; serine-type endopeptidase activity. Bases 284 to 8194 code for a protein of 2636 amino acids. NCBI's taxonomy places the organism in Eukaryota, Metazoa, Arthropoda, Insecta, Diptera, Drosophilidae. The record is from RefSeq and is a predicted model, not a curated record. The transcript has 15 exons. Gene Ontology annotation, biological process: proteolysis.
AUCGCGCGGAAGUCGUCGUCGUCGUCGUCGUGGUUAUUGUCGUUCUGGAUUACUGUGGAUAUCAAAUUCGGCCCUUGCCAUUGCUUUUUGUGGAUUUUUGUUUGAGUGAAUCGCUGUAACCCGAGGCUCCUUGUUGGCCGGCCAAUUUAACAAAGUGCCAAACAUAUAAAUACACCACAAGAAGUGGAAAAAUAAUCUUCAGCGAUUUUGGAUGUGGAAGCUCGUCUUUUAAAAUGUUUAGAGCCUAAAGAAUAAUCCAGAGAGAAGGAAAAUAUUGAUAAAAAUGAAUUACAACAUGGAUGAGCUGGAGGCCACCAGGUUGCUGCGGCACCCUCGACGUUGGUGGAGCAUUGCUUUCAGCAAACGAAUCGUGGCCAUCUCGGUUCUGGUUAUCAUCGUCCUGCUCUUUUCCCUAAUAUAUCAUGGCCUUGUGGUGGAGAGAAUGGACCGCGUUCAGCAGAUUGCCGCAUUGAAUGCCAGGCACGAAGUACUUUUCAACCAGCCCUUCGAAGAGGACCAGUCUGCUCUUAUCAUGAGUCCGCAAACUUUGCACUUCAAAUUGCUCGACGAACAUAUGAAUAAUGAAUUGGAAGACAGCAAAAAUAAAAGAAAAAAGCACUUGAAGCGCAUGCUGGUCAAGUUCCGAUUGAACAAGAAACACCGUUCGCGCCGUGGGCUGCCUGGCUUGGACUUGUUAGAUCCUGUCCAUAUGGAGGCCAAACUGCAUCAUCUGUACUCCAAGCUGAGGAGCAAAAGGGCUCGAGAGGCUCUAACCCAGCUGGAGCACGAGUUUGUGCGUUGCAAAAAGCAGACUCCGGAGGAUUGCAUGUCCGCCUUCCUGCGCAUGUACAAAGUGGCCAGGGAGGUGACCGAGAAAAUGGAGAAGAUGAAGGCCAUUAUGCGGGAGCAGCAGCCGAAAUUAGAGUCAAUGAGCCUGGAGUCUUAUGAGCGGAGUGGUACCUUUGCUCCCGGAGAUCUUAUUCAGGAGACAACGGCAGCCGCGACCACGGCAGUGGGAAAUGCCACUGAAAAGCCCCCGAGGACCAAGAUUAAACCUUCUAGGUUCAGCUGGAUAAUCGAUGGACACGAUCAUGAUGAGAACCCCGUUUAUACACACGAUGCCCCUAAAAAAGAAACAACCAGGGAGCCGGUGAACACCACUCAAUUGGUUGAGGAAUCGAGGACACAAGUUGUAGUGGAAACCAGCACAGAAAGGUUGGGCGUGGAGAGCACAACGGAGAGGAUAAGCUGGAUUCUGGAUCACUUUGAAAAGCCCCAGGAGAUUGUGCACACAACCGAGGGACCAAGUCAGCGAACCAUUCGAAAUAUAACCACCACAUCAGCAACUUCCAUAAAAUCAGAUCCUGUUACAGAAGCGGAAUCCUCUGAAGAUGAUACGUUAUUGGAUAUAACAACCGAUGGGCCAAUCGGCACCAGCAACUCGACCGUCCAGCGAAAACUUUCUUUCGAUUGGAUUAUCGAUGGAGAAGAUGAUGGCGAGCCGGAAGUUAAGUCCAACAAAACGACGACCACCACUGCUACUGUUAGCACUAGCACCACUGAAGCCACCAUUGCCACCACAGAGCAGCCUAAAAUAGAGUUCGAAUGGAUCAUUGAUGGUAGGGAAGUCGUGGAGCCUCAGGGAAAUGUGAAUACCACCUUGCCACACACCACCACUGAAGCCUCGGGAACCACCGCAGGCCAGCGAAAGAUGCAGUUUGAUUGGAUAAUUGACGGGGAGGAAGUUGUGGAGACGCAGGUAAACUCCACCAUCACAACCUUAAUCGCAACAACACUGCCAAUCAGCACAACAGAAGCCAACGAGAGGCUUCACAACUCCACUAGCCAUCCCACCAAGCCUAAGCCAGUAAAGUUCGACUGGAUCAUCGAUGGCGGAGAACCCAGCGCUGAGGUUAGCAGUAGUUCCACAAGUCAACCCAAGUUGACCACCAGGGAGGCUGUAAGCGACACUGCAUCCCCACGAUCCCUGCACCCACUGGACGAUCCCAGCAGUAUCGAGAACAUGCUGGAGAGCUUCGAGCGAAACGAAGAGGAAAAGCCCAUACUCAGGGUGAUAAAUGCCAACGAAUCCUCCGCGGAGGACUCUACAGAUGUCUAUGCACGUGAGCUGUGGCUAAAAAAGUUUGAGGACCAGGCUAAGGCCAAUCAAAACGAGCUGAUAGAUACCUUUGGAACGGCUUUGGAUGCCAAGGUCCUGGACAAAAUGGGACCAAAGGUCAAUCCGCUCAAUGGACACAACUGGAAUGCUGCCGAUGCCCAGAUUCUUAGCCUGUGCGAGCAAGUGGCCCUGAAGAUGCGGAACAAAGUGGCACCCAUGGCAGAGGCUGAGACCAAGGAGAAGGGCGAAACCUUCACUGCUUCGCCCAGUGUUCAGUUCACAAGCCGAGCUCCCGGGGGAUUUCCCGUCUCCGGUGAAACUAUGAAGGCCUCGGCCCAGUUUAUGUUUAAUCCGAACUUCGGAAUGCCCAGCAUCCCCGUCUGCUUCUACAUGACGCCCGCCAACUUCCGCAUGCCCAUGUGGUCCAACACGCCGACAUUUAUGGGCAUGCAGGGAGCUCACUUCGGAGGCUCCUCGAAUCCUGGCGGUGGCAUUUUCUUUGUACCGCAGCAGUUCGGACCGAGCGGUAACUUUUUCGGCGGUAGUGGCGGAUCCGGAUCCGGUGGCCAAGGUGCGAAUAUCUUCUCGAAGAAUGCCUCGCCACAGAAAACGUCAAGUGGGCAGCAGCAGCCCGUCUACUGCAGCUACAUGCAGAAUCAAGCGGGACCGGGAUCGGGACAUUCUCAGACUUCCGGUCAGCAGCAGCAGGGUGGUCAGACGACCUUCUCCAAUGCCAAUUUCAAGAUGCGGCACGCCAAUCAGUCAAGUUCCGGCCAACAUCAGGGGCAAAUCAUCUACGCCAGCUACGCGGGAUUGCCACAGCAAGCGAUCCAGGAGCGAUUCAGAUGCCCAGAACCGGAUCAGGUGGCCUGCUUUGGUCAAAAAGAGUGCAUCGCCACCUCGAGAUGGUGCGACAAUGUGGUGGACUGUUCGGAUGGCAGUGAUGAGUCCGCCUGCACAUGUGCGGAUCGCGUGGAUGAAGAACGCCUCUGCGAUGGCUAUGCGGACUGUCCCAUGGGAGAGGACGAGAUGGGCUGCUUUGGCUGUGAACCGCUGUCGUACUCCUGCUACGAGUAUCCGGAGGAGUUCGCCAGACACAAUCGCUCUACGAUUUCCAUGUGCUAUAAUCGGCUGGAGCGCUGUGAUGGCUUCAUGAACUGCCUGAAUGGACGCGAUGAGGAGCAAUGUAGCAUGUUGGUCACAGAUGUGUCGGAUCAUAUGUCCCAUGCUGCCUCUGCCUCUGAGGGUUAUUUAUACCACAACUACCGCGGGGAUUGGCACCCUGUGUGCAACAAUGGUGAGAAGUGGGCUGCUUCAGCCUGCGAGUUGGACGGGAAGAGUAAGACGGACUUGCCAGCUUCCUUGAAUGUCAGCUUUCGGCUCCUUACUCUGCCAGGUCCCUUUAUUGAGCCCUCUCUGCACGCCGGAGUCCAUUUCGCUCAGGCCUGUCAUGGUCGCAAUGGCCACGAUUCCCUGGUGGAUCAUGUGGCCUAUGUCAAGUGCCCACCGAUGCAGUGCGGCGUGCCCACCAAAAACUCGAAAACAGAGCACUCUAAGAAAGUGAAGAGAGCUGCGGCGCAGUCGAAGGAAAUCGUUGGGGAUGGACGAAUUGUGGGUGGAAGUUACACGAGUGCCCUCCGCUGGCCAUUUGUGGUGGCUAUCUAUCGGGAUGGGAAAUUUCACUGUGGUGGGACCAUUUAUUCUGAACGUUGGAUCAUAAGUGCUGCCCAUUGCGUCAUAAACUUUUGGAAGUACUACUACGAGGUGCGUGCUGGUGUCCUGCGGCGCACUAGUUACUCACCCGCCACCCAAAUUCAGCCCGUAUCUCAUGUGGUGGUACACCAGGCCUACGAAAGGAGGAGCAUGCGGAACGAUCUCUCCUUGCUCCGCCUGGUUAACCCGUUGCAAUUUAAUCGCUGGGUGAAGCCCAUUUGUUUGCCCGACCAGGGAAGGACAACGUUAGGGGACGAUUGGAUAUGGGGGCCUGAGGAAAACACUUUGUGCACGGUGGUUGGAUGGGGCGCCAUUCGAGAGAAGGGUCCGAGCAGCGAUCCUAUGCGAGAGGUUAUAGUGCCCAUAAGGAAACGAUGCACUGACCCAGAGGAUCAGGCUUCGGAGGACAUUUGCGCCGGCGAUCCGAACGGAGGUCGCGAUGCCUGCCAAGGGGAUUCGGGUGGCCCGCUGUUCUGCCGCAGCAUAUCUCAGUCGGAGGAGUUCUACCUGGCCGGGGUUGUGAGUCACGGCAACGGUUGUGCACGUCCUAAGGAGUUUGGCGUCUACACGCGGGUGACUCUGUACCUGGACUGGCUGGAACUGGCCGUCACCCCGCACCUGUUGCCCACCCGUCAGCCACUCCAAAUCUGUCCCGGAUUCAUUUGCGUCUGGGGCGGUAAAAGGUGUAUAGCUAAGCGCCAGCGCUGCGAUCGUAAUGUUGAUUGUCUGGGCGGUGAAGAUGAAGUCGGAUGUGCCUACAACUUUAUUCCAGAUAUGUUGGGAAGCGUACGACAGAAUGUGAGCAGUACAACGGAGAGUGACUACCAUCCUGAGGAGAGUAAGAUGCGGGAGGUGAUUCCUAUUGAAGAUGAUGAUUUGAAGGCGGAUGAAGAUGGGGAAACCACCCAAUGGCAAAUGGAUGUGUCCUUUACUGAAGAGAUUACCUCGACUACAUCAGGUGACUUGCCAACAACAGAGGAGACGACGGCUCAAAGUUCUAUAGGGCUUGUUUCAACCAAAAAUCCUACGACUAUAAUAGUAUCCACAGAUGCACAAACAACUUUGCCAUCUACAACAAUCGAAACAACACCGUCAAAUGUUGAAUCUAAAACGCAAUCAACAUUGCCAACUACUGAUGCUCCAACGACAACAAUACCCACAUCCAUUGAGGACUUUAUGAAGUUCACCGACUUGGAUACUCAGUUUAUAGAGAGUACUACUAAUGGAGUCACGAAGGAGAUGGCGACGACUACUGAAUCUUUGAUCACAACGAUAGCCCCCAGCACAGUAACUACGGAGGGAAUAAAAGACACUACAACCACGAGGGACACCUCAACUACGUGGGACCCUGCAACCACAAAGGACAUUACAACCACAAAGGAAACUACAACCACAAUAGACUCUACAACCACAAAGGACACUACAACCACAGAACACACUACAACCACAGAGCUCACCACAUUAAAUAGUGUCAGCGCCACCACACCUCAAACCACAAUACCAACUACCAUUCUAUCUACUGAAAAGGCCUUAGAAACCCCCGCAACCACAUUGGCACCAACAACCACUACAAAAUCAGCUAAGACAACCACAACGAAGAGCAGCAGCUCCCAUUCGCAAAGAGAUAAAAUACAAAUUCCCAAUAAGUUCGUUUGCAAAAAAAUGUCUCAAAUUGUUGAUAUUAUGAUGCGCUGUGAUCGCAAAGUGGACUGUGAAGAUGGAACUGAUGAGCUGGACUGCACAUGCAGGGACUAUUUGAAGGGUUCUUUGGGGAGUCUCGUUUGCGAUGGCAAAGCGGAUUGCGAAGACCUCACAGAUGAACAAAACUGCCUGGACUGCCAAGCAAACGAGUUCCGAUGCCCCCUUUCCAAGACUUGUCUGCCCUUAAGCAAACGCUGCGACAAUACAGUAGAUUGCAAGUUCAAGGAAGAUGAAAAGGACUGCUUUGCCUUGACCAAUGGCCAUGAUGUGCACUUCGACGUUCAUCAGCAGCCCAAAUUCAGCAGUGCCGGAAUCUUCUCCAGAAAUGCUCAUGGAGUGUGGCGCGUUGUAUGUGCCCAUGAGACGGGUUACCACGAGCACCAGGUUAAUACUGCGAAUGCGGUGUGUGCCCUCGUCGGCUUCAAGGGGGCCCACUACUUCAAUAGCUCGGAGUUCGUAAGCCAGCAGGAAAUGCAUCCCAUAACGCCAGAGUUAAAGGCAGGCAGCCACCGCAUGGUGGCUCAACUUCGUUCCAUGGUCGGUGACAAUAUCCAGCUGACAGAUAACGAGGUUAUAAUCCCCGAGCUUGGUGUACCAACCGCCUCGAGGCCAGAGAAAGAUCGCCUUUUGCCCCGCAAGUGUGUGGGCAUCUACGUGGAGUGCAAUCUCCUUUCCAAUAAAACCACACCUCUAAAAACCUUUAGUGCUGGUCAGGCUGUUAAGGAAACGCCAAUGGAGCAGGUUCCCCUACUGCAGCCCACUAUCGAGACCCACAACACGCCGAAUGUGCACUUUAAGCCGCAAAUUCCUGCGGUUGUGGUAAAUAAAAAGGAUGAGAUCCUAGACCGCCUAGAUAAUCUCAUUAAGAGUAAGAAGAAUAAAACCAUACUGGUGAAUGAGCAGCUCCACGAAGCCAUUGAGGAGCUGCACUGGCCCUGGCUGGCAGAUGUCUAUUCGAAUGGUGAUCUCUGGUGCAUUGGGGUGCUAAUUGACAAGCAUUGGGUGUUGGUCCACGAAAGCUGUCUAUUUGGCAUUGACUUGGAGACACACUUCGUCAGCGUUCUAGUGGGCGGUGGCAAAACAAAACGAUCUGUUCACAAGAGCAAUCACGAGCAGAUCCGCCGGGUGAACUGCUUUGAGGCGGUUCCAAAAUCCAAUGUAUUGCUGCUGCAUCUGGAGCAUCCUGUGCGAUUCACCCACCAUGUGCUGCCCACAUUCCUGCCAGACAGUUCUCAUCAAAACCACGGCGCUGCGAGGGACUGCAUCAGCGUGCUUCAUGACGAUGCCACAGGACGCGUCAAAACGGUGGCCAUCACCCGGAUGGACAAUGUAACCAACUGCGAUUCCUGCUACAAGCUGCAGGAAAAGCAGCCACCGGCGAACCUCAUGCGCCUGCUGAACGUGAGUGCCGAGGAUAUGGCCUCCAUUUCGGAGGAGGUGGAACUCAUUAAUGGCGUGGCCCCCACAGAGCUGCCGGCCAUAACCAAAUUCACCAGCUGCAACCAGUUUGGUCUGAAGAACGCCAGCGAUUCACAUCACAACCCCAGCGAUCAGGGGGUGCUGGUCUGUCGCGACUCGCACAGCGGCUGGUACCCCACGGCCAUGUUUAGCUACAACAAUUCCGAUUGCCAAAGUUUUAAGCAGCCAUUUGGCAUCAGAACGUUGGAACUGGCCUAUAAACCGCUGCAGGACAUUAUAGACAAGCCCAGCUGCAAAAUGCUCCAGCCAGCCCCGGAAUGCAACACCCAUCGCUGCCCCCUGGGCACUUGUCUGCCACAAACUGCGAUUUGCAACGACCGAUUCGACUGUCAUGAUGGCAGUGAUGAAGACGAGGCCAAAUGUCGACAGCUGAAGCAGCGGUGUGCCCCCGGCGAGAUGAAGUGUCGCACCAGCUUCAAAUGUGUGCCGAAGAGCAAGUUCUGUGACCACGUGCCUGACUGCGAGGACAUGACGGAUGAGCCCACAAUCUGCAGUUGCUUCACUUAUCUGCAAGCCACUGAUCCCUCAAAGAUAUGCGAUGGCAAGCGAAACUGUUGGGAUAAAAGUGACGAGAGCUCAGUCCUGUGCAAUUGCACUGCCGAUCAUUUUCAAUGCAGUUCUUCGCCUGGGGAGUGCAUUCCUCGUGAUUUCGUGUGCGACAAAGAGAAGGAUUGUCCCAAUGGCGAAGAUGAGCGAUACUGCUUUGGUAUAGAACACCCUCUUCAUCAGCAAAAGAAGGACUUCUGGGCCAGCAGUCAGCACACGCAACCAGAGACAGCUCCUCAGUACGGUCAGGUGAUAGAACAAACCUAUGGCAUCUGGCACACGAAAUGCUUUCCUAAAAGCAAACCCCUGCAGGUCGAUGAAGUGCGCGAGAUAUGCAAAAAGCUGGGAUAUAACCCCUAUAGACAGCCUAGCUAUCGGUUGAUAGACGAUGAGGAGAACAAAGCUGUGCAUACUUUUGAGUUGGCGGAUCGGCAGGGUCGCAGUUUUAGCAAUGAGUCGCUGACGGGGAAGUACCGGGACUCAACCAAGGCGUUAAUCAUCAGCAAAUUCUCGCCUCUGCAACUGAACGAGCGGCUCACGCUUUUCCUCAAGUCCAGCAGACCAAUUGCCGAGUUGGUCAAGUGGAAUGCCACCGAUUCCAGCUUGUGCUACAGAUUGGAGAUCAGAUGUGCCUAAAACUAGACGAUAUACUACGUAAGUCGUCCACCCCUUCGUACUCUCGUCGCUAUCCGUUUGUGCGUUUUAGUAGCAAAUAAAUGCGAGAGCUGUACUCGUUUUAUCAAUAA